Molecule: messenger RNA, 724 nt
Organism: Hemicordylus capensis (graceful crag lizard)
Lineage: Eukaryota; Metazoa; Chordata; Lepidosauria; Squamata; Cordylidae
Gene: TMEM256
Product: transmembrane protein 256
Exons: 4
Coding region: 37-396 (119 amino acids)
Source: RefSeq, a predicted model, not a curated record
AGGAAGCGGGGUUUACCCCCCCAGGUCUGGUUCAGAAUGGGGUCGUUUGCUGCAGCUAGUGGGCGGCUGUUCCGACGGCUCGGAGCGCUCAGCGGGGCUGCAGCGGUCGGGGCGGCUGCCUAUGGGGCCCAUGGUUUCCGUCGUAGCGACCGGGAUGACUACUUGAAGGAGCUCUACGAGACGGCCAAUAAGUACCACUUCCUCCACAGCCUGGCGCUGUUGGCUGUGCCCCAUUGCCGGUACCCUAUGAUGGCUGGGAGCCUCCUCUCCUUGGGCAUGGGGAUGUUCUCUGGGGCCCUGUAUUACCACGCGGUCACGGGAAACCCCACCCUCACCAAAGCGGCCCCCUACGGCGGGACCCUCCUCAUCCUUGGAUGGGUUGCCCUGGCUCCCUGACCUCUCUGGGGAGGAACCAGGAAUGGAAGGAUAACAGAGCACCCUCUUGAAGAGUAGGGAGGGGGUGUUGACACAUCCUCGGAUCUGGCCCCAUCCUGGCGCUGCUGGCCUCUUUCAUUCCUUGCACCUGAAAUCCUGCACAGAACUUGAACCCGUGAGAGCCGUAAUCACGUUGAUCAAACGAGGCGUUUCUAUUCGAGAGGAAAUCAUUGUGGGUGGGGGUUGGAAUCAUGUCCUGGAAGGUGUAUAGAUUCUGACGGACUCUUGAGGCAUGCUUUUAAAUCAGAGUUGGUUCCGCUAAUUAAUAAACGAGCCUCCUUUUGACCUC